This is a messenger RNA of Anisakis simplex (herring worm), 1269 nucleotides long. The record is from the annotation of a GenBank genome assembly. Lineage: Eukaryota; Metazoa; Nematoda; Chromadorea; Rhabditida; Anisakidae.
AUGGGACCUGGAAAUGAAGAAUAUGUUCAUGGCUUGUACUAUCCGCCGUCAUGUUCACUGAAAUCGUACCGCUUGUUAAGUACUUCUUCACUGAAUCGAAUUUUUGCCGUUGAGCCAUGUCUGCUUGAAGAAUUUGUAAUUCCAGUGAAAUCGAAAUUCGGUGUCGAUAUACGUCGAAUUGGUUUGCAUUUGGGCGCUGGUCGUCCUCUACCGUCGUUUAAUGAUUUUUAUUCGUUACUGUGUAACUUGCAUCACCUAAGUGAUGUUAUCGGUUGCGGUCUAUCGAUCAGCUAUGCUUCAUCUGAAGGUGAUCGCUUGCCGAUAUCAAAUGAUCAGAACCUAAGGAAAGCUCUUGAAGAAAAACCGAAAAUAUUACGAUUGACUCUGCAAAAGAAAGGUGAAUCACUGGAGGAGCAAUACGGUUACGGUGUACCAAUUAUAAAUUAUAUGAGGAAGAAAAAACGCAUUUCCAUAUCGAAUCCGCAAGAUUUCAGACGGGUAUCAUCAAUAGUUGAUGUUGACAUACUACCGCAAGGGUAUCGGCGAGUGAAGCUUUGCAAAUAUUAUACCAACAAACCACUUGGAUUUUACAUUCGCAAUGGUACGACACAGAGGUUAGCUCCGUGGGGCGUUGUAACGGUGAAUGGAAUAUUUAUAAGUCGAUUACUACCAACUGGACUUGCCGCAUCAACGAAUUUAUUGGCUGUGAAUGACGAGAUUAUUGAAGUGAAUGGGAUUGAGGUUGCUGGCAAAACAUUGGAUCAGGUUACGGAUAUGAUGAUUGUUAACGCCUACAACUUAGUGUUAACAGUUAAGCCAGCUAUCGAACAGCACACAUUGCGGUUCAGUCAACAACCGCCUUUAUUGUCGCCACCAAAUUAUGAAUGUUUAUCAUUCCCAAAUCAACCGCUUAGAUCUCCAUCUACACUGCACCCUUCUCCUUGUCAUCCUCCUCGCGGGUUACCAUCAUCGCCGACAAGUGCCGCCAUUCGAUCAUUCUCACGUACGAGUACAUGGCGAUUAUCAGAUAAGCUCCAUCUAUCCGUUCUUCGGUCGCCAUUCUCGCGUUCAUCAAACAACAAAUUUGGUACUCAUCUCCGAGCCAACAAUAGCUCAACUCAUACUCCCAAUAAUAACAAUUAUUCUAGCAGCAACGCCUUCGAUAUAAGCAAAAAGAACUACACCAACAACAGUACUCGACGUCCGAUAAGUGUACAUUUUGGUGCGAUCUCACUACUUCAACCAAAAUUUAAAAUCACUGCAUUCUGA